Messenger RNA from Penicillium macrosclerotiorum, 980 nucleotides. RefSeq lists its product as uncharacterized. Bases 9 to 980 code for a protein of 323 amino acids. The transcript is spliced from 5 exons. Lineage: Eukaryota; Fungi; Ascomycota; Eurotiomycetes; Eurotiales; Aspergillaceae. The record is from RefSeq and is a predicted model, not a curated record. Gene Ontology annotation, molecular function: ATP binding; protein kinase activity. Gene Ontology annotation, biological process: protein phosphorylation; regulation of mRNA processing; spliceosomal complex assembly.
AGGGCGAAAUGCGUCGCUUCGAACGUAUUUAUGAUGUCGUUGAACCUGUCGAGGAGUACCGCGCCGGAGGCUAUCACCCGGUUCACCUGGAUGACACUUUUCACCAGAGGUAUCAAGUUGUUGGAAAAUGGGCAUUUGGCCAGUUCUCUACAGUUUGGCUUGCCAAAGACACAAGACUUCAAAGAUAUGUGACGCUAAAGAUUCUUAAAGCCGAUGUUUCAAGUUGUAGUCAAGAGCUUUGCAUUCUCCUUCAUCUAUCAAAAACGAAUACGAAUUCUCCGGGCCGAAAUAAUGUUUUGCAAUUAUUAGACUAUUUUGAGCAUAGGGGCCCCAACGGCUUGCACCUUUGUCUGGUUUUUCCAUUCAUGAAUUCUGAUGGUCAAGCAAUGACUGUUCCAGAACGGCCGCGCGACUCAUAUUAUCCGGCUAAUAUACUUUUCACUGUGAACUCUGAGUCGUCAAGCAAAAUAUUGACCGAGCCUGAACUCACCUAUGUUCAAUGGCUCCCUGGAAUUGAAGAUGAUAAUAGUGCACCACGGUAUCUGGUGACCUCGCAACGUCCCCGCGGAAUGUUAGACGACGUAGCGUUCUCAGCGCUUAUAGAUAUUGCUUCCCCUGUAACGCCUGUGGCUUUGAGAGCACCCGAGUUACUACUCCAAUAUCCUUGGAAUCAGAAGGUGGAUAUAUGGGCUUUGGGCUGUCUGAUAUUUCAACUCACUACAAACGAAGCGCUCUUCCCGUUAGAAUGUUUUGGUUGCACUAAAGAUGAAGUUAACGGGAUUUUGCGAUCUCUCAUGAAUGAUUUCUUCGAUGGUGGCAUUUCAAGAUUCACUAUGCAUAUUCGUGGGAAAAUACCGGCUGAUUUUGGCCAGGAUGAAUCGGAGAAUCUUGUCGACUUUCUUUGGGCAAUGUUACAAGAAUGUGCAGAAGCUCGAAAAUCAGCCGCCGAGCUUCUCAACCACCCAUUCAUCGUUGACUGA